This is a messenger RNA of Oreochromis aureus, 2710 nucleotides long. Its product is annotated as dextranase-like. Lineage: Eukaryota; Metazoa; Chordata; Actinopteri; Cichliformes; Cichlidae. Bases 147 to 1571 code for a protein of 474 amino acids. The transcript is spliced from 18 exons. The record is from RefSeq and is a predicted model, not a curated record.
UUAAGUUUUUUAAGUCUCACUUUCGGUUUGUCAGUGUCGCAGUUUAGCUUCCCACUCUUCCGCUUCUCUGAUAUAUUCGAAGUUUAAUUUCUCUCUAGUUGUCUCUGAUAUUAUUAGCCGACUCUCUCUUGUUCUUCGUCUCGUUUAUGCCGUGGUUUAAGAGGAUGUUACGAUCCGUGGGGUUAGGAAUUCUUCUCUUAAGCGUGGAGUUGGUCCUUUCAGAUUCCUACGAGAAAGUGGGAGACAAAGUAGUCCUAUCUCCAGGCUCCGUGUCUGAUCGCAUCACCAGCAUAACGUGGAAACACGGCCCGGACAUCGCUGUGGAGUGGUACGGAGGUGACAUAGUUCCGUACUGGGACUUCAGAGGUCGGUGUGAGGUGAGUACUUCCACUGGAGCGCUGACCAUCUCAAACCUGACUGUAAAGGACAGCGGCAUGUACACAGCAGAGAUCAACAACAGAGUCAUGAGUCCGACUAAAAUCACUGUUAUCUCUGCUGUCCCCAAACCCACUGUCUCCAAAUUGUGCAACCCUGAGAUGACCAUCUGUACUCUCACCUGUGAAGCCAGCAUCACAGAUGACACCAAACCAGUCACCUAUUCCUGGAUGAUAGGUGAUGGGCAGACACCUCAGUCUUCAAGCAAUCAGCUCAGAAUAGCAAAGAACAAUACAGAAUCUCUUGAAAACUCAGUCAGUUGUCAGCUGGAAAACCCAGUUAGCAGUGAAAGGAGUGACAAUAUAAUCAUUUCAUUUGCAAGUGGUGAUCAACUGCAUUGGAUCAUACCAGUAAUAGUAACAGUGAUUGCGUUGUUUGCGUUGAUAGUGGGUGUAAUUGUCUUUUUUCUUUGGAAAAAAUACAGACAUCGAGAAAUCGCACCACAAAAUGUAGCAAAUACAGCAGAGACGGUACAAUUGGUUGGGAUACAGAGUAAUGGAGCAGUAGUGACAGCUCCUGAGAUACACAAUGAAAACGAGUUGGAGUCCGCAGAUUAUGAAAAUGAAGCAGAAAUCAAAACACAAGACAAAGCAAAGACACAAGAAGAGACUCUACCAUUGGUUGAUAUAAAGUGCAAUGGAGCAGUAGUGACAGCUCCUGAGAUACACAAUGAAAACGAGUCCACAGAUUAUGAAAAUGAAGCAGAGAAGUUUACAACUACCUCAGAGGUCAAGGUUGAAUCUGGUAAGGACCAAACACCUGCAGCAUCCACAGAUUCCAGCAGUAAACCUGACAUGCCAGCGCUGGACUCAAAGAGUAAUGAGACGUCAGAUUCUGAGGCGAAACCUGAAACUGAGACGUCAAAAACCACCUCAGAGGUCAAGGAUGAACCUAGUCAGGACCAAACACCUGCAGCAUCCACAGAUUCCAGCAGUAAACCUGAGACGUCAAAAACUACCUCAGAGGUCAACGAUGAAUCUGGUAAGGACCAAACACCUGCAGCAUCCACAGAUUCCAGCAGUAAACCUGACAUGCCAGCGCUGGACUCAAAGCGUAAUGAGACGUCAGAUUCUGAGGCGAAACCUGAAACUGACAAUCUACAGGAACCACAGCAGGGGCCAGAGAGGACAACAUAGGACCAGAGACUUCUUCACCGAGUGUAGAAAGAGCCAAAUCUUUAUCCUCAGUCACUUAAGGACUGUUUGUAUUACAUAAGUGCACAAGGUGGAGGAAGGGAGAGGUUACAUGUUUGAUAUUUAAUGCUGUAUGUGUCAGAAAUGCUGUAGUAUCAUUAUUGCUUUUUCUUCCUGCCCUUUCAUCACAUUUAAUUAUGCAUUUAAGCUUUAGCAAACAUCACUGAUGUUCAGCUAACAAAACAAACUGGGCUUAAAGCAUCUGUGCAUUUCUGAACAUGUUUUUCUGUAAGAUUCGUGGUCUUGUUCAUUUGCUGUGAAAAUCACUUCACUACCACCCAUGAUGGCAGCUCGUAACAAGCUUAGUUAAGUCUCUAAUUGGCUUCAUUUAUGGACCUUGAAAGGGAGAUGUCCAUAUAUGUGGGUAUUAGAGAUGUGAAACAAUGACAGGAGAAAAAAAACAUUAGCGAUCCAGCUGGGUGAGGUGAGGUGACUUUGACAGGAGCAGCUGGGAUGACUAGCAGUGUUACUGAGUGACAGAUGAAGGGUUUUGAAAUCAGAGCAGGGGUGUCAAAGCUGUGUUAGCUCAUAGGUCAAAUAUAGCUCUACCUGAUCUCUGGUAGGCUGGACCAGUAAAAGCAUUGCAUAAUAAUGAUUUUGGCUCUGAAAGUGCAAAGAUUCACCAGGGACAGUGCUGAGAUCAUCAGAUGAGAAGUUUUAAAAAUUCCUUUUAAAUUAUUAAGGUCAUUUAAUGAGUGCUCUGUCAAAAAAAAAAAAAAAAAAAAAAAACAGACAGUAAGCUGCCUGAGACAUCUUAAGAUAAAAUAGGUGCAAUUUCAACAACAUAUCAUUUUUUUUCCACUUUGAAUUGAGAGCACUGUCAUUAAAUGCACUUUAUUCUAUAGUCGAAAGACAGAGCACCUUCACAUGUAGAGCUUUUGUAAGUAAACAACUACAAUAUUUUACCUCUUAUGAUUCAAAAAGCUGUCUUAGACGUAAAAUACUUUACUUUUUUCAGACACCUCUCUUGUGCAUUAGAUCAAUACUGGCAUGACCACACCAGGAAUAACAUUAAUUUAGGGAAAAACAGGAGGAAUUAAUGAGACUGUGCAAAGCCUUCCAGUAAACUGAUUCCUUCUCAG